AUGAGUAGUCUUCCUCAAACUCCAGCCAGUUCUACCAAUUCUCACCUUUAUCCUCAAGCUCUCCAACUUAAACUUUACCAGGCCUUCAUUUUCUCAAUUCCUAUCCUUUUCUCCAUCAUUCUCUUUCUCUUGUUCUACUUGUUCUACCUCAAAAGGAGAGCCUCCACUCUCUCAUCUUCUCCACCAAUUCUUCCCAGAAGUUAUCAGGACCAAUCUGCAGCCACCACCUACCAUGUUUCUUCUGAUUGUCCUGUGGGUUUGAAGGGAGAGCUGAAAGAGAAGCUUCAGACAAUUUUAUUUGAUGAAGAACAGAGGAAAAAGGAUGCACAAUGCUGUGUUUGCUUGGGAGAUUUCGAAAUGGAAGAGGAGUUGCUGCAGGUUAUAUCGUGCAGACACGUGUUUCAUGUUGAUUGCAUACAUCAUUGGCUACACAACAACACAACUUGCCCACUUUGUAGAUGCUCUGUGAUCCCCAUCAGUACCAAGCUUGAUAGUCCUGCACUACAGGCACUACCUAGUGUGUCCAGUCCAGGACAGCACAACCCUAGCAUAAUAGUCUCCAACCACAGUCCUGGGAUUAUAUUAUUGGACCAACAACAUCAACAACAGCAUCAAUUGGUCAGUAAUGUUACUUCAAAUGUAACAACACCAGUUGAGGGUUCGUCAAGUGAGGGUGGGGGUGCAAUUUUGAGGGACUCUGGCAUGUCAUCUGGGCAUUAUACUAAUGAAGAUUUGAGAGAGCCAGUUGUUGUGUGUAUCCAAACACAUGAUUUGUCAUGA
Messenger RNA from Prunus armeniaca (apricot), 780 nucleotides. Lineage: Eukaryota; Viridiplantae; Streptophyta; Magnoliopsida; Rosales; Rosaceae. The record is from the annotation of a GenBank genome assembly.